Mizuhopecten yessoensis (Yesso scallop) is the source of this 708-nucleotide messenger RNA. RefSeq lists its product as uncharacterized. Lineage: Eukaryota; Metazoa; Mollusca; Bivalvia; Pectinida; Pectinidae. The record is from RefSeq and is a predicted model, not a curated record. Gene Ontology annotation, molecular function: nucleic acid binding; zinc ion binding. The transcript has a single exon. Bases 1 to 708 code for a protein of 235 amino acids.
AUGACCUCCGCACAGAGUGACAAAACAACGGCCUCGUUGUCGCCUCUGCUGUUAAGGAAUGACAUGAAGGGAAUGGCUGGAGAUGUGAAAUCUGUUAAGCUUCUGGGAUCGGGCGAUCUCGUUAAAGAGGUUUAUCGUCAACAACAGGCGAAGAACCUACUCGGAAUAACCAGUUUUGGGGGCAUCGGUGUCAGUGUGAAACCACACUCAUCACUUAAUUGCAGCAAGGGGGUAACUAGGUGCCCAGUCUUGCGCACUGACACCGAUGACGACAUACUUGCAUAUUUCCAGGAGGAGAGCGUCCCGUUCUCCAAGGUGAGACGGAUGUGGACCAGAAAGAACAAAGACAAAAUACGAACAAACACCUUCAUCAUUCCAUUCUCAUCACCAAAACUACCCCAAACACUAACGAUCGGAUAUCAGAUGUACAACGUUUCCGUCUACAUCACAAAUCCAUUGCGAUGUCGAAACUGUCAGAAGUACGGUCAUCACGAAAAGCGAUGUAGACGGAAAACGGUCUGCCAGUAUUGUGGCCGUGAGGGUAACACCGAACAAAGUGACUGUGACAUCGCCAACCUCCGCUGUGGCAACUGGGAGGGGAAGCACGCUGCCUCUUCACGAGACUGCCCUACCUGGAACCGAGAGAGAGAGAUAUAUUACGGGUUAAAUAUACCCGAGGUGUCUCUUUCCCCGAGGCCAGGAGAAUAG